UCAUAUUAUUUUACUAUUUUAGUUAAACAACGAAAAUCUAUUCUUUCCCCUCUAUUUGACUCAAAUGUUGCACGCAAAUUUUCAUGGAGUCCAAAUCUCAUUUGUCAAACCUACCUCAGAUAUUUCCUAUUUUUUCCCCACAUUCAGAAAGUGAUGUUUCGUAACAGGUCUUCCGAUGUUAAUCAAGAAGCGCCACUUUUACUUCGGUUGAAACACUUGGAGGCGACGGAGCUAAAACAAGUCAUAUGGCAUGUCCGUUCGGGCACGACUUCAAAGAACGGUCGUUCAAAGAGUUACAAUGGCAGCGAACAGAGCUUCCUUCUAAACGGCUCCGAUACUGCUAGCGUGAUAUCAUCAUCUGGCUACUCUUCAAUUAAUUCCAUGAAUUUGUACUCUCCUGCCUCAAAUAAUUGUUGUUUUCGAACCUGUCUCACAGUUGUUCUACACGCAGCAGUGGAAUGUACUUGCGAUUCUGACAGAUUUAUUCGCCACCAAGCCGUUCAGACACUUUCUAAAGUGACCCAAGUUAUCGGACUGUUUGAUCAUACUCUUUUGGCCAAUAUUAUCAUGACUCAUAUGAGUUUUGAGCCAACCCUUCUUACCUACGGAUGCCUGGAAAUAUUACUCAGUAUCCUCGUCAGCCUAAAAAGUGGAAAUAUUGGGAAUAUUAGCAUCAACUUAGCGAACACCGAGCAAGCGAUUCAACUGUCUCCAAGUCUUCUUAGUGCCCUUCUUAGCAUUGAACGAUCAAGAAUUUGGCUCCGAACUUGCUCGCAUUAUAUUGAUUCAAGAGAGACUUUCGAUGCUGUGACCUUGAAUGCGAUACAAGUGGUGAUGUGUGCCCUCACUUCGGUUCAUCAGUUGAUACCCCUUAGUAGCCGACUUUCUCAGAGACAGUGGCAAAUGAUAAACUUUUACUUUACUAACAAUGGUAGCAAUCUCUUUUCUUACUUACAGCUGGAAACUUUAGCGGAAAGGGAUGAAGACGCAGAUGACGCACAGAAUGAAAACGAUGAUGAGAGAGAUUAUGAUCAGUGUUUGGAAGAUAAUGCAAAGACUUCCUUUGCUCCUGGUGGUGAUAAUCAGCUGGACAUAGAUAUUGAGUCUCUGAUCUUAGCUGUAGACAGUAUAGAGAGUCUAAUUCAACGCUUGUUAUCCUUGCACAAUUCACGACACAAGGAAUACGACUGCUUUGGUUGGAUUCCAGAAUCACCAACAAGGCGUCGCAGGAGUGCGAAUGGUGUCAUUUAUACCGCUACAAAUGAGGAAACAUCCCUUGAAUUCACUUACCUUAUACUCCGUCGAGUUGAGAUGCCACUACAAGUUUACUUGGGAUGUAACUCAAGACGAGGUCUAUCUCGCGUUCCCAACCACCUUCAGCCCAUGAAUGUCGAGACAGUCGCUGUGGUAUUGAGCAAACUUAUUGACUCCCUCGCUUCCCUGGGUUUCAAAAUGUAUAUGACUCAAUUUAUUUCCAGAAGACGCGAGUCUAUCAGUGGAUUGACAGCACCAGUUUAUAUUGAAGCCUUGAGGGAGAAGUGUAUGAUCAGUAUAAUCAAUUUGAUUGGUUUAAUUACUGAGAGUCUGCCAAAAAGCCCCGUGUUGGGUGUUGACACAAAAAUUGAUUUCGAUGAUUCUAGAAGGCAAACCCAAAGCGCAAUUUAUAGAUUGGAAUCUUACGUGAACUCCUCAGCUCGUGUCAAAGAGACUUGCGACAAUUUUAUCAAUAUUAUCCAUGAUAUCAUCAACUUUGCAAGAAGAAAUCUCUACCCAAAGUCCUUCAUGAAGUGUUCGCAUUGGUGGUGGAUAGGUCACAUGUGUUCGAGCCUUCCAAACCUCUGUCAAACUGCUCCGGGUCAGGUUGACACCUCCCGCCUGGUAGAACUCCUAUGUAACGAGAUCUCCACGUUGCGAAUGAACACUACCUCCUCAAGGGAUACUGUUAUGAAUGGAUUGCGAGACGGUCGAAAUCAAUAUUUAACAUUACCCUCAAUGCCGAGAUCACCACCAGUAUCUUCCUCCUCGGCUUCAUCUACUUCCUCAGAGGAACCUAAACCAGCACAACUCAAUUGGAUGCGGGUAAAGCACGUUUCAAUGGCAAUGGGUAGUCUCCAAAAUGCUUCUAGAAGACCUUACAAACACCAAAAGUUAAGCCUGAAGGUGGAGAGGGUGAAAAAUAGUGGAAGCCACUCGGAUGCAGAAGUUUCGAGUGGAGGGAAGUCAGAUAAUGAAUCACAAGUCGAGUCAACUUCAAGUGGAUGUGAGAGUGAUGAAGCAAAGUCAAUGAAAAGCGAGCCAAGAUCAGGGUCAAAUUCAAACGAUAGAUCACUUCUAAAGAAGCAGGAUUUCCAACCUCUUUCAAUAGAAGAAACUUCGAUUCUUGUCGCCAAGCUUAUAAAAUGUAGCGAUGCAAGAACAAUUGAACCCCUUCAAAACAUAAUUCCCAGGGAUAUUGUCUCCCGAGUACGGAAAAUGAUCCAAGAGGAACAAAAAACUUAA
Molecule: messenger RNA, 2499 nt
Organism: Rodentolepis nana
Lineage: Eukaryota; Metazoa; Platyhelminthes; Cestoda; Cyclophyllidea; Hymenolepididae
Source: the annotation of a GenBank genome assembly